This is a messenger RNA of Ictalurus punctatus (channel catfish), 1861 nucleotides long. It is a transcript of the gene cacnb2a, whose product is annotated as calcium channel, voltage-dependent, beta 2a. The record is from RefSeq and is a predicted model, not a curated record. The transcript has 13 exons. Gene Ontology annotation, molecular function: high voltage-gated calcium channel activity; protein binding. The coding region runs from base 343 to 1845 and encodes 500 amino acids. Gene Ontology annotation, cellular component: voltage-gated calcium channel complex. NCBI's taxonomy places the organism in Eukaryota, Metazoa, Chordata, Actinopteri, Siluriformes, Ictaluridae. Gene Ontology annotation, biological process: neuromuscular junction development; calcium ion transmembrane transport; chemical synaptic transmission.
AGAGAGCGAGAGAAAGAGAGAGAGUAAUAGUGACUGUGGGAUGGAAAACAGCAGUUGAAUGAGUCAACAUACUUAAUCCCGAAUGGGACUGUUUUAUACUCCUCCAACACCGGUGUUCUCUGACAGUCCUGUCGUCUGCCGCUCGGUUCAAAAUUUCUAACUAACAUAAAUAAACCCCAUCGUGUGAAAACGCUUUGUGCCAAGUGCACACUCCACUGAGAGCGCGAGGAGAUAUCAUCUGUCUGUAUCUGCCAGUACAUCCUAUCUUAAAGAUCGAGAUUUUUCAACCUGAAGCUUCACAAACCGUUUCAUCGAGAAGAAUGUCCAGUGGUGGUGAACAGCAUGUCCAAAACGCCUUCAAGUUCACUGGAAAAACAACAGGACACACUCGAGAACCCCGCGCUUCAGUGUCACAGGAGAAGAUUUGGCAGAAAAGGAAGGUUCAAAGGUUCCGAUGGAAGUACUAGCUCAGACACUACAAACAACAGCAUUGUACGCCAGGGUUCGGCAGACUCGUACACCAGUCGACCGUCUGACUCGGAUGUGUCUCUAGAGGAGGACAAAGAGGCACUGCGCAGAGAGGCUGAGAGGCAGGCCCAGCUCCAGCUCGAAAAGGCCAAGACAAAACCAGUAGCGUUUGCCGUUCGUACAAAUGUUAGCUACAGUGCUUCCCUCGACGAUGACGUCCCCGUGCCUGGCAUGGCCAUUUCAUUUGAAGCUAAAGAUUUCCUACAUGUAAAAGAGAAGUUCAAUAAUGACUGGUGGAUUGGCCGCUUGGUGAAGGAAGGAUGUGAGAUCGGUUUCAUCCCCAGUCCAGUGAAGUUAGAAAACCUUCGCAUCCGCCAGGAGCAACGAGCCAAACAGAGCAAAUUCUCCAGCAAAUUGGGGGCUAACUCCUUGUCCAGUUUAGGGGACAUUGUCCCAAGCUCUCGAAAGUCUACUCCUCCCUCCUCAGCCAUUGACAUAGAUGCUGUGGGUUUAGAGUCGGAGGAGCCUGAACCUCCUCCUCCUCCCCAGCAGCGUUCUCCUAAAGCCAGCCCAAACCAAGUCAUAUCCACUUUAACCCGUGAGAAACGAAUGCCCUUCUUUAAGAAGACUGAGCACAUCCCCCCAUAUGACGUGGUGCCCUCCAUGAGGCCUGUGGUCCUGGUGGGACCCUCACUCAAGGGUUAUGAGGUGACAGACAUGAUGCAGAAAGCAUUAUUUGACUUUCUGAAGCACAGAUUUGAGGGAAGGAUAUCAAUCACUCGGGUAACAGCAGACAUUUCUCUAGCCAAGCGAUCUGUCUUGAAUAACCCCAGUAAACACGCCAUCAUCGAACGCUCCAACACGCGCUCCAAUCUUGCUGAGGUACAGAGUGAGAUUGAGAGGAUCUUUGAGCUGGCACGCACAUUGCAGUUGGUGGUUCUGGAUGCUGACACGAUAAACCAUCCAUCUCAGCUGGGCAAGACUUCGCUCGCGCCAAUCAUCGUCUACGUCAAGAUCGCCUCUCCAAAGGUGUUACAGAGAUUAAUAAAAUCUAGAGGAAAGUCUCAGGCGAAACACCUCAACGUGCAGAUGGUGGCAGCAGACAAACUGGCUCAGUGCCCUCCGGACCUGUUCGACAUCAUCCUGGACGAGAAUCAGUUAGAGGACGCCUGCGAGCACAUGGCCGACUAUCUGGAAGCUUACUGGAAAUGCACGCACCCGGCCAGCUGCAGUCCAGCCAAUCCUCUCUUAGAAAAACUCACUGCUGCCCAGUCAGCCACUCCUGAUCCACUGUCUAGUCUGCAUCUGCAGGUGCUCACCAAACUUCGUCCUGUUCCUGCAGCAGAUAUGGGAGAGGGACAGGAGAGGAGAUGGUGAAAACAAGGAAGGAAGG